This is a messenger RNA of Penicilliopsis zonata CBS 506.65, 1647 nucleotides long. RefSeq lists its product as hypothetical. The transcript is spliced from 3 exons. NCBI's taxonomy places the organism in Eukaryota, Fungi, Ascomycota, Eurotiomycetes, Eurotiales, Aspergillaceae. The record is from RefSeq and is a predicted model, not a curated record. The coding region runs from base 1 to 1647 and encodes 548 amino acids.
AUGGACGCAUCCGACACGCCAGACGGUUCGCGCCCUCGCCCUGCUGCUUCAUCCUCGCCCUCGCCAUCGCCCUCCUACACACGGGCUGCCCUCCGUCUUAUCGUCAGCGCCCAGGAGUACCGCCUGAUCCACGACCGGCUGCUUUCGCGAGCCCCGUCGAGUGUUCUGGACCAUGUCCCCUCGCCUGCUCGCUUCGGUGCCCUCGUGCAUGCGAAGAGUAAAGAUAAACCGCUCGAGGCCGCGUUGCGGGUCUCGCUGCGCGUCUUUGCGUUGUCCAGCGCUGCGCUGAGACUGGUCGACCUCGUCAAAAAACCAUCCAAGUCGAAUCGGGCAACGAAUGCCAGACUCUCGCUAUCCCUCUCGCUUGUCUUGUUCCUGCACCGGCUGCUGUACCGCUUCCUUGUCAAGCUCCGCGCCAACCUCCGCGCUGACGAGGCCCGCCCCUUUCGCGAGCGAAACCCUCGCGUCACCAGGGCGCUGACGGCACGCUCAGCGCCCGCCGUGGGCGCCAGUCUCGCCGGGCUGGCGCUGGUGCUGUGUCCGCAGCGUGACCUGCGUCGCACACUCGCCAUCUACACCGGGUCGCGGGCGGCCGAGUUCUUCUACAACGUGGCUGACGAGCAGGGCUGGCUCGGAACUCGACCGCAGUGGGUGGGCAGCUGGCUGUUGAUGCCACUCGCGUGUGCACAGCUUUUCCACGCGCUGGUGUUUGACCGCGAGACUACGCCCAAAUGGCUCCCCGCUCUCACCUUGAGACUGUCGCCGAGCUAUAUUCAUCCUCGCCCGGAGGGAUAUCCGGUAGAGCUCCCCUGGCCGGACCAGGAGGGUGUCCUUGAUUCUCUCGCCACAAUUGCAGAAUUGAAGUGGCCGGACUUUGUCUCGCCGAUUCUGCAUCCUUCAACCACGCAAACCCUCCCUGCCGCCGUGCAGUCCAUCUCGCCACUUACGGGGUCCGCCCACCCUUCUCUCGCCAGUCUGUCGUGCGCCCUGCUACACCCAGCCCUACCCAGCUGCAGCACUGCCUUCCUGCACCACCUGCUCCUGACGGGACCACGGCUUGUGCGCCUCCUGGCCGUCGCCGCCGCGCUUGUUACCGUCCCGCGCGUGCUGAUCAAAUCCCUCGCCCUACCAUUCCCAACCAGUGUUCCCAAGCUUGCACAGCGCGUCCUCGCCUUCGCAGCCACUCUCUCCACAACCACCGGGCUCGCCUGGGCCAGUCUCUGUCUGUGGACAUCCCUGCUGCCCCGGUCGUCGCUUGCCACAAAACGCUUCUUCCUCAGCGGCGCCCUGGCGGGCCUCCCGCUCGGCCUCUUCUUCCGCGGAUCCUCCUACUGCCGCGGAAUGGCCAUGUAUCUUGUCCGCGCCGCGUUGGAUUCCGCAUGGCGCGUCCGAGACAAGCACCACCACAACAAACAGCUCCAGAGUCCCUCGCGCGCCUCGUCCCGCACACGCGGACUCCCGGGUGAUGUCGCCCUGGUCGUGGCCGCGUGGGCGGUCAUCGGCGUGAUUCUCGACACGUACCCGGCUGCCGUUCGGGGGAGUAGCCUUCGCAAAGCCUUGGUGUGGAUGCGUGGUGACGGAUUCAAGGAUCCUGUCAAGGACAAGAAGGAUAAAAGGGAUAAGAAGAAGGCACUGGGUAGCAACUAG